Messenger RNA from Sphenostylis stenocarpa, 297 nucleotides. Lineage: Eukaryota; Viridiplantae; Streptophyta; Magnoliopsida; Fabales; Fabaceae. The record is from the annotation of a GenBank genome assembly.
AUGGAUUGCUUCUUUCGCCGCUUUCGCCGUAGUCGCCUACUUGCUGAAAGCACAAAUGGAAUGGUUGAUCAUUCAUUGUAUGAAUUCAUAAUUCAUGAAAUGAACCCCCGGAUGAAGAGACAUUAUCCCCUCCCUAUUACUAAACCAUGGGGAGCCCCGACUAGUUUACCGGGCAAAUUGAGUUGUCGUGACGAUACCUUACUUAGUGGAAGAUCGGAAAAGACUUCUUAUCUGACCCCUGACAGGUCAGAUCUCAGGACCCUAAGCAAAAGGGACGACGAAUCCUUCAAAGCGUAA